Messenger RNA from Rhopilema esculentum, 1123 nucleotides. Its product is annotated as ribosome biogenesis protein NSA2 homolog. The record is from RefSeq and is a predicted model, not a curated record. NCBI's taxonomy places the organism in Eukaryota, Metazoa, Cnidaria, Scyphozoa, Rhizostomeae, Rhizostomatidae.
ACACCUCCCUUUCACGUGUUCGCCAUCUUGUUGAUGGAAACAAAAAAAUCACACACAUUCGAGAAAUGAUUUAAAUUGGCGUUCAGCUCUUGAGGAGAAGAUAAAGCAGACAUAAAUCAAAAGAAGGAUCAUCGAGUCCUCUAAAAAUCUAACUGAUUGGGUCAUUGAUUCUGUAAAACCUCGAUAUCUCUUAUUAUUCUUUUGCCUACUUGGUUUUAGGCCAUAUUUCAUCAACACAAAGUUAUAAUAGGAGAGCAAAUUAAAAAUUAACAAACAUGCCACAGAAUGAGCAUAUUGAGCAGUCCAUUAAAAGACAUGGAAGACGUCUUGACUACCAUGAAAAACUUCGCAAGAAGCAAGGCAGAGAGCCACAUGACAGAGCACUCAAAGCAAAAAAACUUCAUGGUUUGAAGGCAAAACUAUACAACAAGAAGCGCCAUGCAGAAAAAAUACAAAUGAAAAAGACAUUGAAGAUGCACCAAGAAAAGAAAACAAAAGCAAAAGAUGCAGAGAAAGUUCCAGAAGGGGCUGUGCCUGCAUAUUUACUUGAUAGAGAAGGACAAACAAGAGCAAAAGUACUCAGUAAUAUGAUAAAGCAAAAACGAAAGGAAAAGGCUGGCAAAUGGGAUGUUCCUUUGCCAAAAGUAAGAGCAGUUGGUGAGGAUGAGGUUUUCAGAGUCGUCAAGACUGGAAAAACAAGACGAAAGUGCUGGAAACGAAUGGUCACUAAAGUAACAUUUGUUGGGGAUGCUUUUACAAGAAAACCUCCAAAAUAUGAGCGUUUUAUCAGACCAAUGGGCCUCCGAUUUAAAAAAGCACAUGUAACUCACCCAGAGCUUAAAGCAACAUUUUGCUUAUCUAUUAUUGGAGUGAAAAAAAAUCCCCAAUCACCAAUGUAUACAACACUUGGGGUCAUAACAAAAGGAACUGUCAUUGAGGUAAACGUCAGUGAGCUUGGGUUGGUAACUCAAGGUGGAAAAGUUGUCUGGGGAAAGUAUGCACAAGUAACGAACAAUCCUGAAAAUGAUGGUUGCAUAAAUGCAGUGCUUCUUGUAUAAGCAAUAUCAUUCUGUAUAUAUUCUUUAUAAAAAUUGGAUGUGUCAAAAGUUAUGUUCGUUUUAAA